Messenger RNA from Ctenocephalides felis (cat flea), 627 nucleotides. Its product is annotated as mitochondrial import receptor subunit TOM20 homolog. Gene Ontology annotation, cellular component: mitochondrial outer membrane translocase complex; mitochondrial outer membrane. NCBI's taxonomy places the organism in Eukaryota, Metazoa, Arthropoda, Insecta, Siphonaptera, Pulicidae. Bases 96 to 548 code for a protein of 150 amino acids. The transcript has 4 exons. The record is from RefSeq and is a predicted model, not a curated record. Gene Ontology annotation, biological process: protein import into mitochondrial matrix; protein targeting; tRNA import into mitochondrion. Gene Ontology annotation, molecular function: transmembrane protein transporter activity.
UCAAACAAGCUAUGAUAAACAAGAUGGAGGUCGUUCAUUUGUCUAAUGAUUUUGUUUUAAGAAGUACGAUUUUUUCUGAAUUGUAAUUUAAAAUCAUGGAAAUUCUUAACAGGACUACCAUAGGCAUUGCUGCUGGUGUUUGCGGCACGUUGUUUUUAGGUUAUUGUUAUUAUUUUGAUCAACAACGGAGAAAGGAUCCCGAUUUCAAGAAAAAACUUAGAGAAAGAAGACGUGUUAAGAAAAAUGCUCGAGCACAAAAACCAAGUGGAAUGCCUGACUUAAGAGAUCACGAAGCAGUUCAAAGAUUUUUCUUGCAAGAAGUACAACUAGGAGAAGAAUUACUUGCAAGUGGCGACCUUGAUGGUGGUGUUGAACAUUUAACUAUUGCAGUAGCUGUUUGUGGGCAACCGACUCAACUUCUACAGGUGUUACAGCAAACAUUGCCACCACAAGUUUUUCACUUAUUACUGCAGCGCCUACCACAAGUUGGGUCUCGUCUUGAGAAAGCAAGUCCUCAUGUUACCAUGCAUGAAGAUGAUGUAGAAUGAUCUAUGUUUCGAUAGCAUAGAAAAUUAUUAUUUGUUAGAUGUUUUAUUAUGUUCAUUUUUAGCCAAUAUGUGGUUUGAA